This is a messenger RNA of Notothenia coriiceps (black rockcod), 1456 nucleotides long. RefSeq names its product inhibitor of Bruton tyrosine kinase-like. Bases 755 to 1456 code for a protein of 233 amino acids. Gene Ontology annotation, biological process: negative regulation of protein phosphorylation. Gene Ontology annotation, cellular component: cytoplasm; nucleoplasm. Gene Ontology annotation, molecular function: protein tyrosine kinase inhibitor activity; protein kinase binding. Lineage: Eukaryota; Metazoa; Chordata; Actinopteri; Perciformes; Nototheniidae. The transcript has 6 exons. The record is from RefSeq and is a predicted model, not a curated record.
UUACCUAACCUGCAGGGAUUCAGGCUAGCAGUCAGUGCUGUCAGAUAUAGCAUCAGUGAAAAAAAACCCGUUAUCUUCUCCUAUUCUUAGUAAUGAAACAGUGGAUGUACGUCGUUGAUGCAACUUUCUCCAUGUCCUCUUUUUUCCGUAACUAGCGGAAGGUGCACUCUACAAUUAUGGAGUUUUGAAAAGGAAAGUGAGAAUUUUGGGGGGAAAGGAGGCCUUUCCCCUCAAGUUUGAUGGACUGCUGUAAGAGAAGGUCAGAGGGUUGUUGAAUUUAUUGCCUUUUGUAAAUUAUUAAGUAUCUUUAGAGGAAAAAACUAUUUUUGCAAACAUUGAAAUGUACAUUUUUGUAUAAAAAGCACAAGAGUUUUUGUAUUUAUUGAAUUCUCGAUGCCAUUGAAUGCAGGAAGCACCUUAGUUUGUGUUCAACUCUUGGUUGAGAUGGUCGACUGAAACAAGUCACAAGUGGGCUCUGGGGAUCGCUAGGGUGCGGUGGAACCCCAACACAAGCACAAUUCUAGCACUCCAAACCAUUUCCACCUUUUGUUGACACGUAUUUUUUUCUUAUAUAUAUUUUUUCUUCUUGGAGAGCAGCUAUAGUUCACUUUUUUAGUGACAGUGUUUUUGAUUUGUUACAUCGCAUGGUCUUGUUUUUAAAGUUGUUUUGCAAUUGUGGGUGGUGGGCUGUCAAGGGGACUUUGUUAGACAGGAGAGAGUAGGGUUCACGGUGAGGAUUUUGGUGGCGGUCAUCAUGAGUAUGGCAGUGCAGGACUGCACCCCCAAAUGCCGCUCACAGCAGCAUGCGGAAGAGGUGGUAGCGGCUCUGACCGGCGGCUCUGAGGGGCAGCUGAGGGCGUUCUUGAGCUCACACUGCUACAAUGCAGCCACCUUGCGGGAUGCCUUUGGUCGCACAGCCCUGCACCUUGCAUCCUCCCUGGGAAAGAAGAUCCUGCUGGAGUGGCUGCUGGUGAGCAAGAGUGCUGACCCGAUGGCGAAGGAUAAGGAGUCUGGCUGGACAGCUGUGCAUCGCAGCGCCUUCUACGGACAUAUCCACUGUCUCAUAUCUUUGGUCAAGCAUGGAGGACUUUUAUCCACACAGGACAAGGAGGGCCUCUCUGUUCUGGACCUUACAAUGAAGGACCGUCCAGCACAUGUAGUGUUCAAAAACACCGAUCCAACUGAGGUGUACACAUGGGGAAACAAUACUAACUUCAGUCUGGGCCAUGGUAAUCAGGAGAGCCGACAGCACCCUGAGCUGGUGGAUGUGUUUGCCCGGACUGGGGUUUACAUCAAGCAGGUGGUCCUGUGUAAGUUCCACUCAGUGUUCCUGUCUCAGAAAGGUCAGGUGUUCACCUGUGGCCACGGGCUGGGAGGACGACUUGGACAUGGAGAUGAACAGACUUAUCUGGUGAGACCUGUUGCAGCAAGGCUUUAUGCGGGCCACCCCAUUUAA